CUUAUGAAAGAAAUAAGAAUGAAUCUAAAGCGUCAGAUUUAACACUCUUAAUUGCAAAUCAUCUUUACUUAUCGGGGGAAAAUAUGUAUUUCCUUAAUAUUUCGUUUCUCUCUCCAAUUAAUCAACUCCUAAAUUCACGUUUAAUUUGUUCCACAUCUUUUACAGAUACACAAUCUGAUUUCUUCCCCUUCCUCGUACCAUUCAGAGGAAAGAGGUACGACCAACUCUAUUGGGUUGAAAUUGCAAAAGAAAAAGAAUCUUGCCGACUGGUUGGAUGACGUCGAUGCACCAGUCUCCCAACACCAACUCAUCCUUCAAAUGCUUCACGGUCUCCCUGCCGAUCUCUAGGCACAAACAUCAUUCAUGCAAUUUCAGGAUCCCAUGCCCACGUUUCUGCAGGUUCGAUCCGCCCUCAUGCUGCUGGAUCGACAACGGACGAGUCCCUCCGUCUCGGGCACCACGGCGUUUCUCACGACCCGAGCCGGCGGCAACACCCAUGGAGGCACUCACGGCGGUACUCCCGGCGGCUAUGGCGGACAGCAUGGCGGCACAGGCUAUGGGGAAGGCAACUCCGAGCAACGUGGAGGCUAUGGACAAGGACAAGGCCGUGGUGGUGGAAAUCGGGGGAGGGGUCACGGACGUCAAAACGGCUCACGACCGCGGCAAUCCUACGACGGCAAAAAUACCUGGAACUCACCGUACCCUAACCCUAACCCGGCUCUGCCUCCACCUUCAUGCGCCCCGCGACUCUCACCUCACGGCCAUGAAGAGAGUUCUCCGUUAUCUUAGCGGCACCGCCACUCACGGUUUCGUCUAUUUCCAUUCUCGUAAUAAGAGAUCUUUUGUGACCGGUCUUCCCCCUAGUCACAAAAGAUGGAAGAAAAGAUUUGUUUUUGUUGAAUUCCCCCCUGACCAAUUUCCUCUCUCAAACCCUGAGUGGGCUGACCGGGUUAUAAAACCUGAAAGGGUACAACCGGAGCCCACUAAAGAUCUUGAGGACGCCUGCGAGAAACUUCUCAAGGGUGAUCCUGUGACCGGGAAACCUUAUGCCUACGGGGGCUGGGUAUUUCGGCUAGCUAACCCGAAUGGGGGUGCGUCUGCGACCCAUGACGCUGAGGAUAACCGGGCUGAUUCCCCGGAUGGUCAUGCUGAGGCCGGCUCUCCUCAUCCAGACAUGAACUUCAACAGGAUGACCACCAUCAUUGAGGAUGACGACAAUGAUGUCCAAGUCCUCCACUCCAACCGGUCUCCUCUCUCUAACUCUCCUUCUCCUCCUUACUUCCCUGGAAUGGAUGGGGCCACAAGUGCCCGGUGUAGCCCUAUCCAUGAGCAGAGCCAGAAGCUGAAAUCUCCCUCAGCCAGGCACCAUUCUGAGGUUGACCGGGCUAAUCCCCCCAAAGUCCCGGUCCAAUCAGGUGCUAAAGAGGUCGGUGCAUCUUCCUCUUCAAAAGCCAAGGACCAAAAAAGGAAGAGCUCUCAUAAGAGUUCGAGGGGAGGCAAGAAGAGGAAGAUUAGCUUAUCAGACAGGGAGGGGGAAACCAUCGAAGAAGCCUUCCUAUCCCUGGCCAAAAAACUCAGCAAGGCCGGGGUCAUUUCAGAGGAGAUUGGCCAAACAUUAAAGGAGAAGGACCAGGUCUCCCAACUCACCCUCCUCCUUGAUUCUGCUAAGUUAGAGAUCAAUGACCGGGCAGAAAGGGAGAGGAGACUUGAGGAAGAGUUGAAGGAAGAAAGGGCCCGGUUUGCCCUUUUGGAGGAGGAAAGGAAGAGAAAGGUUGCCAAGCUCGAGGAUGCGCUGGGCCAGGCUGAAGAAUCUGCCCGGGCAAAGGAGGAAGCCUUUCCCACUGAAGCUGCUCACUGGGCUGCAAGCCAUCACUUGGAAACUGCCCGGUCAAUUCUUACCACACCGGAAGAAACCAUGGACUUUUUCAAGACCUUGUAUCAAGAACCGGAAGGCAAGAGGAUGAUCACUGAGAUUGGCUCGUACGGCUUCCAGUGCGGCCAGAAGGAUGAGAGGUCCCUCCUUUAUGCCAGACUUCUGAAGAGGGACCCUUCCUUUGACCCGGCCAAGAUGAAGCUCCUGGCCCUAUACAAGGAAGAGCCAGCUCCCCCCUUUCCCCUAGAGUAGGUUAGGAUUUGAAUUCAAAAACUUUAAAUUUUCCCAAGGCCUGGGGGAUGUCCGGCCUACUUCUGACUUGUGUAAUAUUAUCUUUUGUUUGGCAUGGUUUCCAAUUUACCGGCUUGUUUCUUCUCUCAGUUUGCAUGGUUGAACUCCUUUUCUAUGCAUGGUUAUUGCUUCUUGCUUGAUAGCUUUUCUUUUCUUUUUCUUGAUCGCCUUUGAAUGAACUUCCAAGUCAAUA
This is a messenger RNA of Cuscuta campestris, 2357 nucleotides long. Lineage: Eukaryota; Viridiplantae; Streptophyta; Magnoliopsida; Solanales; Convolvulaceae. The record is from the annotation of a GenBank genome assembly.